Molecule: messenger RNA, 1011 nt
Organism: Tachyglossus aculeatus (Australian echidna)
Lineage: Eukaryota; Metazoa; Chordata; Mammalia; Monotremata; Tachyglossidae
Product: ecto-ADP-ribosyltransferase 5-like
Exons: 2
Coding region: 1-1011 (336 amino acids)
Molecular function (GO): NAD+-protein-arginine ADP-ribosyltransferase activity; NAD+ poly-ADP-ribosyltransferase activity
Source: RefSeq, a predicted model, not a curated record
AUGACCUUUCCAAAGCUGUGGUUCUCCCUGGUCCCCUGCACCUCGAAUCCACUGGCACCUGGUUUGCUGGAUCCAGGGCACUACCUUCAGGAGAUGUGGUGCACCAGCCCCUAUCGCACUAUUCUCCACCUUCAAACAUUCUCCAAAGAUGUCAGCGAUCCAGGAACAGUGGUGGGCAUCAAGGGAGUCCAGAGUGGGCCAGGGAGGGCCCAAAGCUCCUGUCCCUCCUCUGGUGCCUGCCCCCUAAUCCUCUCUGUCCAGGUGAGAGGCGAGCAGAUCAAGAUGACCAUGGAGUAUGAUGCUUUUGAUGACCAGUAUAAAGGAUGUGAAAACGAAAUGGAUUUGGAAGCCUCUCGACUCCUGGAGCACGAAAUGAGAGAAAAUGAAUUACUCCAACUUUCCUGGGUUGAAGCAAGGGAAAAGUGGCAAAAUGGGACCAAGGAGAAGGUGUCUCCCCUCCCCUCAGGCUUCAAGGAUGAGUACGGCAUAGCGGUUGUGAUGUACACUAAUGACAAAAUUCAUCUAGACUUCAACAGGGCCGUGCGGACAAAUGGUACGUCUCUGAAGAACUACAAGAGUAAUUUUCAGUACAAAGCCGUCCAUUUCUACCUGACCAGGGCCCUGCAGCUCCUGCCAAAGGUCAAAUACACCAUGCAGCUGUUUCGGGGCUCUAAGGAAGAGUUCACUCACAGAGGGAUGGGCCCCAUGCGCCUUGGGCGUUUCGGCUCCACGUCCCAGAAUCGUUCAGUAAGUGAGGAGUUCGGUACGUGCACCUUCUAUACCAUCUAUACCUGCUUGGGGGUGGAUAUCCAAAAGUUCUCCUUUGAUGAAGGUCAACGAGAAGUGCUGAUCCCUGUGAAUGAAGUCUUCACCAUCACUCCAGGGAAUGAGAGAGGCCACUUCAUUCUCAACUCAAAGAAGACUUUAGCCUGUUUCAACUGUGCCUACAGAGGAAGUGAGUUAGUGUGUAAUAUCCUGGGGUUAGUUCUUGAAGGGAAUUCCCUGGGGUGA